Messenger RNA from Ficedula albicollis (Collared flycatcher), 1474 nucleotides. Its product is annotated as sulfate transporter-like. Gene Ontology annotation, cellular component: membrane. Lineage: Eukaryota; Metazoa; Chordata; Aves; Passeriformes; Muscicapidae. Gene Ontology annotation, molecular function: sulfate transmembrane transporter activity; bicarbonate transmembrane transporter activity; oxalate transmembrane transporter activity. The record is from RefSeq and is a predicted model, not a curated record. Gene Ontology annotation, biological process: transmembrane transport. The coding region runs from base 1 to 468 and encodes 155 amino acids. The transcript is spliced from 2 exons.
AUGGAAGUACUGGGGGAGAUCAUUAGCACGUUCAUUAACGACAACAACAGAGCUGCCAGCUUCAAAUCCACCCUCUACAAGCAAACCGGGGUCAACCCCCUGUGGGUGAAGGCGGCCAGGAAGAAAGCGGCGAAGAGAAUGCUGAAGGAGAAGGAGGCGGGGUCUGGGGAGAAGCAGAGCAGCGUCCCCGUGGAUUUGGGGCUGGAGCCUGUGGGGUUUCACACCAUAGUGAUCGACUGCUGUGCCGUGCAGUUCCUGGACACGGCCGGCAUCCGCACGCUGCAGGAGGUCUGCAGGGACUACGGGGACGUCGGCGUCCGCGUGCUGCUGGCCCAGUGCAGCCCCUCUGUCAGGAGCUCCCUGCUCAGAGGGGACUUCUUCAAAGAGGGCGAGGAGCAGCUGCUCUUCCACAGCGUGCACCAGGCCGUGGACUUCGCCCUGGGCACACACGGUGCUGCCAAGAACUAGCUGGGCAGGGGAGGAGGCUGGAGCAGAACCUGGGCAAACACGUCCGUGUGUCCGUGCAAUCAGCGUGUGUGUGAGGGACAGGGCAGGCUGGGGCUGUGCCAUCUCUGCAUUUACCUGCAGUCAUCCCACAGCAGCUGCUGAAGGAAGGGAGUUCUUUCCUCCAUUGUGGCCAAUCUGCGAAUCUGAACGUGGUUGUUCAUCUCCUGUCUCCUCUCUGGAGAUUUCUGUGUCUCGGUUUCACUCUUAAGUGAUCAGAUCUUUGCUACAACUCUGUCCUUGUGGAUGGGGGGGGGGAUUUUGUCCUGUCCAGCUGAAGAAUGAGGCAAUUUGUUUCUCAUCCCUCGUUCUGGCCUUGCUUUCCAUCACCACGCCCUUGUGUUUGCCAAGGAAUGGCUGCCAGGAACUCUUUGCCCUGGUCUUUACUGGGCAGUGUUUGUUUUUGCAACCUCCCUGAAUCUCAGAUAGAGAAAUCAAAUCUGAACAUGCAGGAAGAUAUCUUAAUGGAUAUCUUUUAACCAAGCACCUCUCACCUCCAGAGGUUUUGGCACUGCCUCCUAAUUCAGCCAGGCCACAAGGGCAAGGUUAUCUCAUUCCUCCACAGGCCUAAACCUGCCUGUGCCCGUGGAAAUUCCACCUCUCCAGCCUGAUUUUAAUGAUUUUUUUUUUUUCAUAGAUGACUCUUUAGAAGUCUGAUUCCUUCUUAUGGUCAGUCAAUUGUUUUCCUAAUAUUUAGGAACACUUCAGAAUUGAGAACAUUAGAUGUGCAAAAUAUCUUGUUCUUUAAUUUUAACCAAAAAGAAAUCCCUUCUAGGCAGUUUUUUACACCAGGCAGAGAGAAUCACAAGCACCAAAGUGAAAAGGGACAAGUAGAUUAUCCAACAUCUGCCCAGAUGUGUCCAUGUCACAGAGACUUUGUGCAUGAAUGCAAGAUUUAUUGGCUGUAAACCCUUUGCUCUGUCCUGGACUUUAUGCAAUGGGAGUGCACAGAUCAUUUGAAAAGGAACAG